Messenger RNA from Ziziphus jujuba (common jujube), 960 nucleotides. Its product is annotated as (+)-cis,cis-nepetalactol synthase NEPS3-like. Lineage: Eukaryota; Viridiplantae; Streptophyta; Magnoliopsida; Rosales; Rhamnaceae. The record is from RefSeq and is a predicted model, not a curated record. Gene Ontology annotation, molecular function: oxidoreductase activity. The coding region runs from base 1 to 960 and encodes 319 amino acids. The transcript is spliced from 4 exons.
AUGUCUUUUUGCACCUAUAACCUUCCUCUGAGAGUCUGGUUCCUGUUUGGCUUCUCAGAAAAAGAUUUGGAGUCGGAGUCUGCUUCUUGGGUUUUUCUUGGAUCGGUUUCUCUCCAAUUUCUGAUUCUUGUUUGGCUUCUCGAAUUCCACAUUGCUGGGUUUCUUGCUUUGGGAGCUUGGUUGGCUUCUCUAAGAGAAAACAAGCUUGAUGGAAAAGUUGCAACAGUAAUCGGCGGUGCCAGCGGCAUCGGUGAAGCAACAGCGCGUCAUUUCAUCAACCACGGUGCAUGUGCUGUAGUGAUCGCAGACAUCCAAGAUGAAAAGCAAAACGUCGCCGCAUCGAUCUGUUCAGACCGCUGCACCUACAUCCACUACGACGUAACUGACAAAGAACAAGCCAAGUCUCUGGUCGAAUCCACAGUUUCCAUGUACGGCCAUCUCGAUGUGAUGUUCAGCAAUGCUGGAAUUUUCAGCUCCGGCACCCAAACUGUCCUGGACUUCAACUUCUCGGUGUUUAACAAGCUCUUCGCCGUAAACACUCGCAGAAUGGCUGCAUGUGUGAAGCACGCAGCCCGUGCCAUGAAGGAAGGUGGGGUGAGGGGGAGCAUAUAUAGUACGGCGAGCGUGUCGGCCACUCACAGUUUAGGCUUCGGCACUAACUAUGUGAUGUCGAAGCACGCUGUUCUGGGGCUCGUGAGGUCGGCGAGCUGCAUGCUUGCCGAAGAUGGGAUAAGAGUGAACAGAGUGUUGUCGGGGACGGUGGGGACACCGUUUCUGUGUCGGAGCUUGGGAGUGGAAAUGGAGGAAAUGGAGAAGGUGGUGGAGUCGAGGUCGAAGUUGAAAGGGGUGCCGACAGAGAAAAACGUGGCUGAAACGGUGGCCUUUUUGUCGUCUGAUAAGUUGGAGUUUUUGAUUGGGGUUGAUUUGGCCGUGGACAGCUUGUAUGUUUUUCCUUUAUGA